CUAUUUUAUUUCAUUUUCUACACCCUUUUUAGUCAAUUGUUUACUUUAGAUAACAAAAAAAGAGGAUCAAUGUAUUUUCAAGCUAUUGUCAACUCCUUUUGUGGACUUGGACCUUUUUGUUUUAAUUUUUCCGACCACGAGUCACAUACAGUGCUUGAUUUGAAGAAAAAAUUAGAGAUAGCAACUUCAGUGAAUGCUGACGAACAGAGGAUCAAGACGAUGGGAGGGCGACUGCUUAAUGAUCAUGACAUAUUAUUUCAAAACGGCUUAAAAGAACCAGCUAUAUUCAACUUGACAGUCAGAAUGGUAGGAGGACUACAAAAGAGAGUGAUUGAGUCUCAUUUACAAGAAACGCGUAUAAGAGACAAAAGACAAACACAGAUUGUCGAUUAAGCUAUGACACUGGUGCAUUUAAAGAGGGCAAAGGCAAACAAAAGCAAACAAGAAAACAACUCUGCCAACCACCAAAGCCAAUUGCAAAUGUAUACAUAUGUUUUAAUGAUUCUACAUACUGAGGAGCACGCAAAUCUUGAUU
Rhizopus microsporus ATCC 52813 is the source of this 535-nucleotide messenger RNA. RefSeq lists its product as uncharacterized. The transcript is spliced from 3 exons. The record is from RefSeq and is a predicted model, not a curated record. Gene Ontology annotation, molecular function: protein binding. NCBI's taxonomy places the organism in Eukaryota, Fungi, Mucoromycota, Mucoromycetes, Mucorales, Rhizopodaceae. The coding region runs from base 70 to 393 and encodes 107 amino acids.